GGCGGGCGGGGCGGGGCCUCGUCCGGAAGAUGGCGCUGCGUGUGCUGCGGAGCGCUGUACUCGGAGCUGCUGCUGCGCUGCCCAGGCUGAAGACAUCUCUAGUGGCCAGUGUCUGUAGGCCUAGAUACAACUCCUUGUCUAAUCACAAGUAUACCCCUCGGCGGGCAGUGCUCUACGUGCCUGGCAAUGACGAAAAGAAAAUAAAGAAGAUUCCAUCUCUGAAAGUAGACUGUGCUGUGCUGGACUGUGAGGAUGGUGUGGCUGAGAACAAAAAGAAUGAAGCUCGUUUGAGAAUAGUAAAAACUCUUGAAGACUUUGACCUUGGUCCAACGGAAAAGUGUGUGAGAAUCAAUUCAGUGUCCAGUGGUCUGGCUGAAGCUGACUUAGAGACAAUUCUGCAGUCUAGAGUCCUUCCCUCUAGCCUGAUGCUACCAAAGGUGGAAGGUCCUGAAGAAAUCCAGUGGUUUUCAGACAAAUUUUCAUUCCAUUUAAAAGGCCGAAAACUAGAACAACCAAUGAAUUUAAUCCCCUUUGUGGAAACUGCAAUGGGUUUGCUCAAUUUUAAGGCAGUGUGUGAAGAAACACUAAAGCUCGGGCCUCAUGUGGGCCUUUUUCUAGAUGCAGUCGUUUUUGGAGGAGAAGAUUUUCGGGCCAGCAUAGGAGCAACAAGUAGGCCAGAGACCCAAGACAUUCUCUACGCCCGACAGAAGAUUGUUGUUAUAGCAAAGGCCUUUGGCCUGCAAGCCAUAGACCUGGUGUACAUCGACUUCCGGGAUGCUGAUGGGCUUCUCAGACAGUCGAGAGAAGCAGCCGCCAUGGGCUUCACCGGUAAGCAGGUGAUCCACCCUAACCAAAUUGCAGUGGUCCAAGAGCAAUUUACUCCCACUCCAGAAAAGAUUCAGUGGGCCGAAGAACUGAUUGCCGCCUUUAAGCAGCAUCAGCAGUUAGGAAAGGGAGCCUUUACUUUCCAAGGAAGUAUGAUUGACAUGCCGUUGCUGAAGCAGGCCCAGAACAUUGUUACGCUUGCCACAUCCAUCAAGGAAAAAUGAUCUGUUAAAUGAAGCUCUCAUCGGGCGGGCUGAAUGGAUACAGUGGGUUUCUUAAAGACAAACUGCUGUACUCAAGGCAGCUUGUUAGCAUGCCAGAUCAGGAUCUCAUCCAUUUACAGUUCACGGUCCCUUCCUUAAGACUUUUUUUUUUUCCCCCUUGUCUUACUGACCAGUUAUUCUUCUAAAAAUAAACUUUCCUCCUUUGGGGUACGAGCUUA
This is a messenger RNA of Nannospalax galili (Upper Galilee mountains blind mole rat), 1267 nucleotides long. RefSeq names its product citrate lyase beta like (gene Clybl). The record is from RefSeq and is a predicted model, not a curated record. Gene Ontology annotation, molecular function: (S)-citramalyl-CoA lyase activity. Gene Ontology annotation, biological process: regulation of cobalamin catabolic process. The transcript has 8 exons. Lineage: Eukaryota; Metazoa; Chordata; Mammalia; Rodentia; Spalacidae. The coding region runs from base 30 to 1049 and encodes 339 amino acids.